Suillus bovinus is the source of this 726-nucleotide messenger RNA. RefSeq lists its product as uncharacterized. The transcript has 5 exons. Lineage: Eukaryota; Fungi; Basidiomycota; Agaricomycetes; Boletales; Suillaceae. The coding region runs from base 1 to 726 and encodes 241 amino acids. The record is from RefSeq and is a predicted model, not a curated record. Gene Ontology annotation, molecular function: protein binding.
AUGCCUUUCUUUGACAUAUUUUUCAUGAAGUCGACACAGUGUUACAAGCCACUAGCUCGUUUAACCACCUACAGUGGUUCCAUUCAUGCACUUGCAAUUUCUAAUGACGGGUGUAUUCUUGCAGGUGGUGGCACCAAGGGCAUGAAACUCUGGGAUAUUAAUUCUCGCAAGGAACUCGCAUGUGUGUCUCAUCACGAAUCCAGAGGAACAGUCAGCUGUGCAGCUUGGGCUACAACAAGGCAAACUACAGCAGAGACCCUCUGUUACGGAACAGGCUUGGGCUAUAUCACAUUUUUGUGUCAUGGUCUCAUAAAUGAGAUUUGCGCAAGGAGACUUGGAGUGGGUUUUGAGAUUACUUGCCUGCCAUGUCAUCCACCUUCUUCCGAAGGCAACCUACAAAUUGUCAUUGGAACAAGGAACAAAAUGAUUCAAAUUCUCGUGCUCAAUACAAGCUCGCAGCUCCAGUCCGUCUUCGUGGUGCAGCUUGAAAAUACAGUGCCCAAGUCUGUAGCAUUCAUAGAUAACAGAGCCAUCUAUGUCUUCGGGCUGUAUGAUGGCAAAUUCAUGAAACUGCAGGAUGAAGAUGGUACUAUAGUGCAAGAGAUUAGCUGUAAAUCACUGAUUGGCAACGCAGUGGUGUACCAAAAGUGUGGUGUUUUUGUUGUAGACAAUGCAACAGAUGGCUUUACGUUGUAUCGUAUUGAAGGCGAGGGGGAGCCGGUUUAA